UCAUUCUGUUCCUCUUAGGCUUGAUUUUUAAAACUGUAUUUGUUUUCUUAAUAAGGUUAAAAAUAUACUUUCUAGUUAUAGAUGUGAAGUAGGUGAUAUUUCAAAAAAUGGCUAAGUGACAGUGCUGGACAUGGCAACAGUGUACUGAAACUAUGGCAAAAUUCUUUGUUCUUUUCUGCUUACAUCAAUUGGCUAUGAUAAAUGAAGCAUGAUGUUUAAUCUUCCAAGGUGCUGUUUGCACUGGAAGUAAUUCAAUUCAAGAACUUGGUUUUGGUUGUAUAUCCAGGAAAAAGCUACAGAGAGUUGCACUGUGUUACACAAGCUGAGAUCUGCCUGGUAAUCUAAUCCUGUAAUACAAAAACACACAGACAUACACAUAUAUAAAAUAAAAAACAUUAGAUGUUUGAUUGAACUUAUUUGCCUUAAGACAACAAUUGGAAAGAGAGCAGUCUUCUUUCUGAUUCUGUGAGGAAGUGAUCAUUUAAGAUGGGAACUUCAUGAAUUUGCUGCUCAUUUUCUCAAUUGUAUGAAGGGCAAUAUGGCUAUAAGAACUGAAACUCUCAGUCUGACAGGCCCUUUUGAUGGAGAUGCACCUGGCAUCUGAGUACAGGAGAAAUGGAUCCUGGUGGGUGGAGAAGGCAACACAAUCACCUUCUGAAGAACUAAUGAGUAGUCAGUGGAGUAUUGAGUGGAGUAAACGAUAGCUUUGUGCUUGGGGAAGGCAUCAGUCAUUCUGGAGUGCUAAGGUAGAGGCAGGAGAGAGGUGUUUGGAGAAGGGGUGGUGACAGAUUGCUGGUGCCUGAUAAGGAAGUGGGGGGCAAUGGCAUUCAUUUAGGUUUUAGGUCUGAUAUGGCUCUGGACUUGCCAUGGCAUGGGCAGCAUCAUUUUCUUGAGCAGCUCGGCCUGGUGAGAAGCUUUUCCAGUUUGGGAAAAGAGGAAAGCCAUUGCUGCCUCCAAAUUGGAAGAAGUCUGCUGUGAAAAACAGCAACAUUGGAAUCUGAGCAGGUCUUGGCCUUCACCUUCAGUGGAUGUAGUCUGCCUUUGCCUUGUGGAUUAGCUGUAUUCUGUGAGCAAACUGUUUGAGGGUACAUCCUGUGAUAUGGCAGGCUUUUAUCCUUGUUGAAAGUCCUAAAUGAUUGUUUGAUCUUUAAACUUUCUCUUAAAGGAUUCUCUGGAGGAGCUGACUCGUUUUAUGUUGAUAUCCUUAAAUUAGCAAUAUCAGUGACCUAACUUUAAACAGUAAAAACAUUGACACUUGGAUGCAGGAGCUAAGUGAAAGUAAAAUUCAGAAUACCAAUCUCAGGAAAAAAAUACUUGAAAAGGAAAAACAGAUUAAAGAACUUUCAUCCAUGCUCCAGUGUGAAAAAAUCAAGGUACAGAAAUGGGACCACCUCUCAAAAUCAGUAAAGGAAGUACAAGCUCACCUGCAGCGUCAGAUUAAAAGAAAGGAAGCAGAAAAUCAUGAAUUAAAAGUGAAAAUGCAGACUCUACAAAAUAAAAUAGCAGAGUGGAAACAUCAAAUUGGUGAAUACAAGUGCCAGAAGUUAGCCUUAAAGGAAACAAGUGAGCAAAAGAAGAUAGCUCUGGAAAAAGCAAUAAGAUCCCAGAAACAAAGAGCUCAGCGCUUAGAAGAAGCUGUGAAAGAUAUAACCUCGAAAAUAAAAAAACAUGAAGUCAAACUGCAUGAGAUACUGUCAGCUUCUGAUGUCUGGAAAAACCAGCACGGUGGAAUAGUUGAAGAAAAGACAAUGUUAGAAGUUCAAAUAGAAGAUCUUGAGAAUGAGAGUUCUGGAAGCAUUGUGUAUUAUAGAGAACUUGCCUGUCUUAAAAGUCAGAUCAGAGGCCUGAUGGAAGACAUAGAAAGAAGGGAGAAAUGGAGAAGAAACUCAGAAGAGGAAAUUCUUGGAAAGCUAAAUUCUGUUAACUCUGAAAAUGAAAAGAUUUACCUUGAAAACAAAAAAUUAAAGGUUUCCCUUGCUACUUUGGAGAAAAGUACAGUGUCUGUUGAAUAUGAAUUGCUUCAUCUGCAAGAAAAAGCAAAGCUGCAGGAAAACCUUGUAGAACAGAGUAAAAAUGAGGCACAAAAAAGACAAAUUGCUGUGGAAGAAUUGAAAUCCAGAUAUGAAAGAGUCUUAAAUGAAAACAAAAAUAUAACAGAAAACAAAUGCUUAGAAGCAAAUAAGGUGAGGCACAAAAUGGAGGCUGAGUUAAAGGAGUUAGGACAUGUUUGUGACUUGCUGAAAGCAGCUGAGGAAAACCAGCAAAAGCUUCUGUCCUGGGGAAGGAUCUGUGCGCAGAAAUGCAAAACCCUCAGGGAGCUGGAGCUUCAGCCUGAAAAUGAAUUUUCCUGGACUUUUUUUUUCUCUGACAUCAAUUUCUAUGGCAGGGAUAACCAUAGUGCAACCUCUAUGGGCAAUCUUUGCCUAGAAGAAGAGAUCUGUAACAUUCAGAAGAAAUAUGGAGAUCUUCAAAGGCAAUUAGGACAGAUGGAAUAUCAGAAUGAAGAACUUGCUUACCAGCUCAGGAAAGAAGAUGAGAGUCUUCAGAGCAGUAAAUUGCAGCUUGAAGAGAAAAUUGCAGAAUGUAAUGCAUUGACCAGACAACUUGAAUCUGCUUUGGAAGAAGGAAGAAAAAUGGUAGCUGAAGAAUGGGAAAAAAUGUCAUACAAAGAACAAGCCUUUCAGACAAAACUGCUACUUCUCGAAGCUGAAGUGAGAAAGAGGCAAGAAGAAAAACAACAACUCCUCUGCUUAUUUCACCAUAAUGAAAAGCAUCAUGAAGUACAUUUGAAAGAGCUGGAGAACAGCCUACAGAAGUCAGUGAUCAAGAACCAGAGCAUCCAGAAUUAUGUGCAGUUUUUGAAAGAUGCAUAUGUAACAAUGUUUGGCUGAAUUCUUUAAUCUAUGUUAUAGUAGAGAAACUUGUCAAGAUUGGGCUCCCAGUCUUGUUGGAGGCAAAGCCAUUGAGGCCUUACAUUAUUUUGACAGAUUCAAUUUUAUAAUGUUAAUUCUUCUCUAGGAAAACAUCUGUUGUGGGCAGGAGAAACAGGUCAGCCAUUGCUGAGGGUCCCACUGGCUGGGCACGUGGGGAAUGGAGCUGAUGUUCCUGGCAGAAACCAUUGCAUUAUCCAUGGCACAGCAGGGCAAAGGCCAAGUGCAUGGCAGCAGCAGCAGCAGGUGUGUAUGUGUGGGUGUGCACACAAAAUGGGUCUGUGAGUGUUCUGGCCUGUAAAAUCUUACCUGAGUCCUUUUAGUCCAUGGUAAAUGCAGGUGAUCACAGAUCAUUAUCUUUCAAUUCAGUGAUAUCUAACCUAUUAAAACAGGCAAAAACUGAGGUCAUUAGGUUCCUUCCCUUUUUUCCUCUGCAGUUUAGCUCCAGUAUAGCCCUACACAACAUGGGAGAGCUGCCACUACAGGGCUGACCCAUCCAGACACUUUUCUCUACAUCUCAUCAUUAUGAUCAGGAAUAUACUAUAGUAGCAUUUUAUAAAUAUAAGUAGGAAAAUUUUUUAGAUACAGGUAUAGUUUAAGCUCUGAAUGUGCUGAUAUAUCCUGGUGACACAGCUCCAGUGAGAUAUUUAAAUAUUUGUCUGAGUUCAGGAGCAGCUGUUCAAUAAGACUGACUUGUGCCUCAAGUAAAACACAUGUAAAUAUUCAGCUGAUACAGGAUUAAUACAAGAAACAAUUCCUGAUCUAAUUUCAGUUCAAAAUUCAAAUUAGUUUUGUAGAUAUAUGCUAUGAUUUUUUUUUUAAAAAUAGUACAUUCAGUUAAAUAUAUGCGAUUUACAAUGUAUACUUAAAUAAUAUCUUUUUUUUUGACCAAAACCUUAAGUUUGUUUAUGCAUAGGCAAUACCCAUUCUAUUUCAUUGUUAGUUGUUAGUAAUGUGUUGAAUUCGGACCUUUUUUUUUGCAAAUGCUUAUCCAUCUUAGCAAAUGCUGAUGUGUGCUAAUGAUCUGCUUCUGUGCACUUUUUAAAAAUAAAAUUGUCAUUUAUUCUAUAUGA
This is a messenger RNA of Haemorhous mexicanus (house finch), 4003 nucleotides long. It is a transcript of the gene ODF2L, whose product is annotated as outer dense fiber of sperm tails 2 like. Lineage: Eukaryota; Metazoa; Chordata; Aves; Passeriformes; Fringillidae. The transcript has 15 exons. The record is from RefSeq and is a predicted model, not a curated record. Gene Ontology annotation, biological process: negative regulation of cilium assembly. Gene Ontology annotation, cellular component: centrosome; ciliary basal body. The coding region runs from base 1260 to 2891 and encodes 543 amino acids.